AUGGGGUCCCUUGAUGAUAAUACUUUGCAGCAGGUUUCGGUCCUUUUCGGACCGAAAUAUCCGGAGGUUGAACUGCCAGCUGGGCACAUACGCAGAUAUCUUUCGAAUCAGCGGAAUGCAAACUGGCUUCACGACGCAAUCCGAGAUUUACCUUCCGUCUGGCACGAUAUCCUGAGGCUCUGGCCAGCAGCCGAGAAGCUUCAUGGGGACGCACGUCUCCGUCAGCUUUCAGCGUUUCUCGGGGGUGGAACGCUACGGCCUGAUAUGGCCGAGCCGAUGAAUUUCUUGCUAGUACCAGCCACAGUCUUGCGACAUUUAGUCGAUUUCCUCGAGCUGAAAGAAGACAAGAACUACGACGUCUGCGAUAUCCAGGGAUUCUGCGUCGGAUUCCUGGCAGCCAUCGCAGCUGCAUGCUGGUCGGACAACGAGGAUGAAUUCGGCAAAGUUGUGAGCACCGUCUUGCGUCUCGCCGUCUACAUUGGGGCUGCAGUGGACUUGGACGAGCUUUGUGAACAGCCUGCAAGGUCAAUCGCCGUCAGGUGGAGAACUGCUCAGGAGCAUAAGCUUCUGACGGAAGUCUUAACUCGUUAUCAAGGUGCAUACAUUUCAUGCGUGACUGAUGAAAACGCUGUAACGGUCACCGUUUGGGACUCUCAGUCCGUUUCCUUCGCAAAGGAGCUGGAGAAACAUGGGCUCUCGGUGAAGACUACGACACUUAGAGGCCGAUUCCAUCACUCGAACCACACUCAAGCUGUGGAGGAUAUUUUGCAAUCUUGUGAGCGGAAUAGCCGACUUUGCCUGCCAUCGAAGUGUCACAAGCGCAGUCUGCCGAGAUCCAAUAUCAACGGGAGAGUGUGCGAAGCUGACUCGCUUUUCACUGUUGCAGUCGAGUCGAUCUUGACAACGCAAGCAAAUUGGAAGAUCACCGUCACCGCUACUCUAGACAACAUGGGGCAAUCGGAUGCUAGAAGCAUUAUCCCCAUAGGUGCAGGCCAAUUCGUACCGCGACACGCUAGAUGUCGUAUGUUGAACAUUGUUGAGUUCAACAAAGGCGAGCACAUAAAUGGCAGACGCAAGAUGCAGUCCGCCACUGCACUUGAUGUCGGGGUAAAUGUCACGGCCCCCGAGACCACCGCAGUGCCUAUCGCGGUUACUGGGAUGGCAUGCCGAUAUCCCCAAGCCGAUUCCGUGGAAGAACUGUGGAGAAUCUUAGAUCUGGGCCAGUGCACCGUCAGUCCAAUGCCCAACAGUCGGCUUAAAAGUGGCAGUCUGCAGAGAGAGCCAAAAGGGCCAUUCUUUGGAAAUUACCUCGCGCGCCCAGAUGCCUUUGAUCAUCGAUUCUUCGGGAUAUCCGCGCGGGAGGCCGAGUCAAUGGAUCCACAGCAAAGAGUACUACUGCAAGUUGCGUAUGAAGCUAUGGAAUCCGCUGGUUACUGUGGGCUGCGCCGCUCGAAGCUUCCUGACGACAUCGGCUGCUACGUUGGAGUCGGUUGCGACGACUAUAGUGAAAACGUUGGAUCUCGUAAUGCCACUGCCUUCUCAGCAACUGGUACACUCCAGGCUUUUAACAGUGGCCGCAUCAGCCAUUACUUUGGUUGGAGUGGCCCCUCUGUCACGGUUGACACGGCGUGCUCAUCAGCUGCUGUUGCUAUUCACCUCGCGUGCCAGGCCAUUCGAACGAAUGAUUGCGCUAUCGCUGUAGCCGGCGGAGUGAAUAUAAUGACAGAUCCCCGAUGGUCCCAAAACCUGGCUGGGGCAUCGUUUCUGUCGCCAACCGGGGCAUCUAAGGCAUUCGAUGCAGAUGCCAAUGGAUACUGUCGUGGUGAAGGUGCUGGGCUGCUUGUGCUGCGGCCCCUGGAAGCAGCUCUUCGCGAUGGCGAUCCCAUUCACGCCGUGAUUACUGGAACAUCCGUCAAUCAGGGAGCAAACUGCUCGCCGAUAACUGUCCCGGAUUCAAACUCGCAAAGAAGCUUAUAUUUGAAAGCCUUGUCGCUUUCUGGACUUACUCCAGACGUUGUUGGCUAUGUUGAAGCACAUGGCACUGGCACCCAAGUCGGAGACCCAAUUGAGUUUGAAAGUAUCCGGAAAACAUUCUCCGGGCCUAAUAGGGCCACAAAGCUUUAUGUUGGGUCGAUCAAGGACAAUAUUGGGCAUACUGAGACGUCUUCUGGUGUUGCGGGCAUGCUGAAGACGAUCCUGAUGAUACAGAAGCGCAGAAUCCCCAAACAAGCUAACUUUCGUCGCCUGAAUCCCAGAAUUACAUUAAACGAGAGGAAUCAUAUAGAAAUCCCUACUCAAUCAAUUGACUGGGAAGCUGAAAAACGCGUGGCUAUGGUGACUAAUUAUGGGGCGGCCGGUAGCAAUGCUGCUAUCGUUCUACGAGAACCUGCGUCAACACCUGCUACCUCAAACAGUGCCCAUCGGGAGACCCUGCCCUCGCAUGUUCCUUUUUACGUCUCUGCUCGAACCGAAGAGUCCCUUCGCUCGUACUGUGAAGCUCUUCAGAGCACCAUCCGUGAGGUAGCACAGUCAGGUACUAACACCGUGCAGCAUAUCGCAUACAAUUUGGCACGGAAGCAGAACCGAGAUAUGGAGCACUUUGUCACAUUUCCAGCCGCCGCUGGGGAGCCUUCAGAGCUUAUGACACGCUUAGGAUCUAUCGCCUCCGCUCAUACGCAGGUCGAAAGACGGUCCCAGUCCUUUCAUCCUGUGAUUAUUUGUUUCGGCGGACAGACCGGAGAUACAGCGAGCAUCUCAAGAAAUUUAUUUGAGAGUUGCGAGCUCCUGCGCUUCCACGUGGAUGAAUGUGAAAACGCUUGCAACGCGUUAGAUCUCCCUAGCCUAUUCCCGGCUAUUGUGAGCCCUUUCCCUAACAAAGAUAUUGUGAACCUCCAUUGCGUAUUGUUUUCCAUUCAAUACGCCACUGCAAAGGCAUGGCUUGAUUCUGGACUGCAGGUCACCCGAAUGAUCGGUCAUAGCUUUGGGCAAUUAACUGCCCUAUGCGUUGCUGGUGGCUUAUCGCUCAUUGAUGGAAUGCGACUUGUCGCAACUCGCGCCCAGCUGAUCCAGAAACAUUGGGGACCGCAUACUGGAGUGAUGCUUUCUUUGAGAGCGAGCAAAGAGAAGGUCCAAGCUCUGCUAGACGCUGCAUCAGGUCACGCAGACCUUGCAUGCCUGAAUGGACCUGAUAACUUUGUUGUUGCCGGCGAUGAGGAGUCCAUUCGCCGCAUCGAAAUCAUCGCCACCGAGAAGGGAAUGCAUGUUGAACUGAAGAGAUUGAAGAAUACUCAUGCGUUUCACUCUCGUCUCGUGGACGCAAUUCUGCCAGGAUUGAGCGAGGUAGCCAAUACGCUCACCUUUAGACAGCUGGAUAUUCCUGUCGAGGCAUGUGCCGAACAGGAGGAUGACUGGUUAUGGGUCACAGGUGACAAGAUUGUGCAACACUCACGCAAGCCGGUGUUUUUUCAUGAUGCCGUGGAACGGACUCUUUCGCGUGUCGAUGGCCCAUGUGUUUGGCUCGAGGCAGGAACAGCUUCACCAGUCAUUAAUAUGGUGCGUCGUGUCGUGGAAGCGUCACGGCCGCUCAAAAGCCAUGUAUACCUUCCGACUGAUCUUUCCGGUGCCCAAGCCCAGGCAAAUCUCGCAAAGGUGACCUGUACACUUUGGUCAAAAGCUGUGCCGGUUCAAUUCUGGCCGUUCCAUCCUUCGGAGACCGGGUACAGGUGGAUCAACCUGCCCCCAUACCAAUUCGCGAAAACCAGCCAUUGGAUUGAGUAUAACCCUGACGCCUUCCGUUCGCCUCCGCAGGUACCGGAUCAAGAAAAUGUACAAGAAGCGAGUCUCGUGCGGCUGCUGAGACAAGAUGGUAAAGAAGCUCUCUUUACCAUCAACAACAAGGACAACGUCUUCCGAAUGUGCACCGCCGGCCAUGCAGUCGCCAACCAGAAUUUAUGCCCUGCCUCUCUCUAUUUUGAACUUGUCGUUCAGGCAGCAUUACUUGUCUCAUCAACAGCGACAAAGCCAACAAUGUAUCACAUCGAGAGCCUUAACAUUUGCUCGCCCCUUGUCCUCGGGAUGCCCGGUGCGGUUCUCCUGCAGCUGACGCAGCAGGAUGAGAGCCAUGGACAGUGGUCAUUUGUGCUGUCCACGCGUGACGGUUUGCAGGACGCGGUGACACAUGCUACAGGCAGAGUAUCGUUACAAGCUGCCGGUAGCAACACCGGGAUAUGCGCUCGCUUAAGCUCCUUACAACGUCUACUGAAUCUUGCUAGCUGGAACUCCAUUGCUACGUCUCCUUCUUCCAGUGGGCUUAAGCGCUCAACAGUCUACCAAGCAUUUGCCAGGGCCGUCAACUACGCAGACUAUUACCGCGGCGUUGAAGAAGUUUACGCUGUAGGGCACGAAGCCACUGGCCGAGUCAUCCUGCCUUCCUCGCCGACCAAGUGCAAUCCUUGCGACCCGAUUCUGAUAGACAACUUCAUUCAGGUAGCCGGCAUCCACGUUAACUGUCUUUCUGAAACGCAUGAUGAUGAGGUUUUCGUGUGUAGUUCGGUAGGGGAUGUAUUGAUCGGUGAAUCCUUUGUGCGACGGGACACAGCAGCUACGGUUCCCUGGGCUGUGUAUUCCAACUACGAGCCGGAGUCAAAAAAGAAAAUAGUAUGCGAUGUCUUUGUACUAGACCAUACUACAGGGGCGCUUGCUGUCUGCAUGCUGUCCGCUACCUUCACGGGUGUGUCCAUUCAAUCGUUAAAGCGAACCCUAAACCGUCUGAGUAAUCAUACUGCCAGGCCAACGGAGGCAGAGCAGGUCUCCAUUAAUGUUGCUGCUGAGGCGACAGCUCUCUCCUCUACCCCAGUGGCUCACGUUUCGAGUAGCGAUGGUGAUCUUCUAGCUGUGCAGACCAUGCUCGGUGAACUACUGGGAAUCUCUGCCGACGAACUCUCAGCAGCUGCUGCCCUCGGCGAUAUCGGUGUCGACUCGCUUAUGAGCACUGAAGUCUUAACCGAAAUUAAUAAACGGUUUGGAGUGGCUAUAUCCAACGCUGAGCUUACACAAAUCCCGGAUGUUGGCGGAUUGGUACAACGUAUCUUCCCGGGACACUCGGUUGUCCGCAUCAAAACUCACAGUCAGGGGGCCGUCGAGACCGAAAUCACAAUCACAGACCGAGAGCCAAAGAGUAUCUCGGUGGAUCUUGCGCCAGUAUGUGAUACAUCACCGACGGCAUUUGUCGAUAAAGCUAGUAAACUCUUUGCUACCACACGCACGAGUGCCGAAUUCAGCCGCAAGACACGGUUCGCAGGCUUCUGCGACACCGUCUUCCCUCAACAGAUGGAGCUUGUCACUAGCUAUGUGGUGGAGGCAUUUCACGCAUUGGGUGCCGACCUAGCAUCGCUCACACCCGGUCAGGUAGUUCCACCUGUCAAAAUCCUUCCCCAACAUGGCAAGGUCAUGAAUCAGCUGGUCGCUGUGCUCGAAUACUCCGAUCUCAUCGAGCGAAGAGAAUCAGAGAUAAUUCGAAGCCAACAGCCCGUUGGCACCGUUCCGUCCCUAAUUCUCUACAAGAAGAUACUCAACAAACACGCUCAGCAUGCCUCGGAGCACAAACUACUACACACUACCGGCUCGCGACUAGCAGAGUGUCUUAGUGGAAAAGCAGACCCUUUGUCCCUCCUGUUCCAGAAUGCAGAAGCCCGUGCAUUGAUGACAGACGUAUACUCCAAUGCGCCCAUGUUCAAGUCAGCCACGAUACAGUUGGCACAAUAUCUCAAAGACCUCCUUUUUAACCUAGGUACCCAAAGGGAGAUCAAGGUUUUGGAAAUUGGCGCUGGCACAGGAGGAACGACCAAUUACCUCGUUCAAGAACUGGCAGCAGUACCUGGCCUCCGAUUCCAGUACACAUUCACAGAUAUCUCCUCUUCCCUGGUCACCUUGGCUCGCAAGCGAUUCAAGGCUUACGAUUUCAUGCGCUAUACAACGCUCGAUAUUGAGAAUGAUCCUUCACCUGAGUUACAGGGACAGUACGAUAUCAUAAUAUCCACAAACUGUAUCCACGCCACCCGGAAUUUGAUCACUUCCUGCACAAACAUUCGGAGGUUGCUACGCCCCGAAGGCAUUUUGUGCCUGAUUGAGUUGACGAGGAAUUUGUUCUGGUUUGACCUCGUCUUUGGUCUUCUCGAGGGCUGGUGGCUGUUUAACGAUGGUCGUUCGCAUGCUUUGGCUCACGAGCGUCUCUGGGACCACAACCUACGGCAAGCUGGAUUCAACUGGGUAGAUUGGACAGACAACGACUCUGCCGAGUCGGAUAUUCUGCGUCUUAUCGUUGCGUCGUCUACUCAACCUUUCUAUGCCCUGGAAGGUGACGAUGAAUGCGAAGCCGACUGCAACACUGUGCAGGAGCAAACGGUUCUCUACAACACAAGGGACGGAUUGGAGUUGUUUGCGGAUAUCUACUAUCCGGAAAAGACGGAUCGUAGCGGAGCAAAAAGACCAAUCGCCCUACUCAUCCACGGCGGCGGCCACAUAAUGCUCUCGCGCAAGGAAAUACACCAUGAACAAGUCAGAAUGCUGUUUGACAUGGGGUUCUUGCCCGUCAGUAUUGAUUACCGACUUUGCCCGGAGGUAUCACUCCUAGACGGCCCCAUGCAAGAUGCCUGUGAUGCUUUGGCCUGGGCGCGGAACAAAUUACCUCAACUACAGCUUCAGCGCCGUGACAUUCUUCCAGACGGAAACAAUGUCGUUGCCGUAGGCUGGUCGACUGGUGGUCACCUAGCUAUGACGCUGGCAUGGACAGCACCUGCGCGCGGCGUUUCGGCCCCUGAGGCAAUUCUCUCCUUCUACAGCCCUACGGAUUACACUGACCCGUUCUGGAGCAAACCGAACUUCCCGUAUAGAGUCGACGUCUCUACAUCUGACAUCCAGACAGGUAAUCCUUUGGAUGCGCUGCAGGAUGCGCCUAUUUCCGGGUACAACCCUCCACCCAGCAAGCGAGCUCUGGGGGGUUGGAUGGCACCAAGUGAUCCACGUAGCAGGAUCGCGCUUUACAUGAACUGGACCGGCCAAACGUUACCAGUACUGUUCUACGGGUGCAACUACAGGGCCCGAGCUGCUGAGUCUGGGCAGGAUUAUGAAGUCGUCCUACCCGAACCAAUUCUAAGCGAGGUUCAGAAAGUCUGCCCGUUCUCCCAGAUCUCUGCGGGGUCGUACAGAGCCCCUACCUUCUUGAUUCAUGGUACUCUGGAUGAUUUGAUUCCCGUACAACAGGCGCAACGGACACAUGAUAAGAUGCAGGCUUGUGGCGUGGACUCUGACUUGCGUAUCGUGCGUGAUGGGCUACAUUUGUUUGACCUAGAGGCCAAUUUUGCUGGCAAUCAGCAUGCGUUCCAGGCUGUCGUGGACGGGUACGAGUUCCUGCGAAGACACGUUGGCUUAUAA
This is a messenger RNA of Aspergillus nidulans FGSC A4, 7431 nucleotides long. RefSeq names its product protein ausA. Lineage: Eukaryota; Fungi; Ascomycota; Eurotiomycetes; Eurotiales; Aspergillaceae. The coding region runs from base 1 to 7431 and encodes 2476 amino acids. The record is from RefSeq and is a predicted model, not a curated record. Gene Ontology annotation, molecular function: 3-oxoacyl-[acyl-carrier-protein] synthase activity; phosphopantetheine binding; transferase activity. The transcript has 6 exons. Gene Ontology annotation, biological process: secondary metabolite biosynthetic process; fatty acid biosynthetic process; terpenoid biosynthetic process.